Messenger RNA from Colletotrichum acutatum, 702 nucleotides. RefSeq lists its product as uncharacterized. NCBI's taxonomy places the organism in Eukaryota, Fungi, Ascomycota, Sordariomycetes, Glomerellales, Glomerellaceae. The record is from RefSeq and is a predicted model, not a curated record. The coding region runs from base 1 to 702 and encodes 233 amino acids. The transcript is spliced from 3 exons.
AUGGUCAUUCAUUCCGGAGAUGAGGACAAUACCAUGGCACUCAGCUCUGGUAUCAACUACAACAACGGUGCCGGGAACAUCAAGGCUGGCGUUCAGUCAAUGGAGAUCAAAGAUCCCUCGGGGAGGACGAUCAUGACAGCUAGAUCCAAGUACUGCGUCUCUUCCGGCUGUCCUCAAGGCAUUUACAACAUGAAUUACUUGGUCUCUCCGUUCGAAGACGGAACAAACGACGCGGAUUGCAAGUCAAUUGGAGCUCAAGCCAUGCCAAUUACUUCGGAUUUGGAUGCUCCCGUUUGCGGGGAUGACAAAAAUGAUUGGACUUGCAUCAUCUGCGAUACCACGAAGGUUACACUACUUACACCAGCCUCCGAAGAGUGGUCAAUGGGAAAGACGGACGUCGGUCUUGAGGACUUUGCGGCCUUAGGAAACUAUUGGCCUCUGGCUGGCUCCUUCAUUCUCAUCUCCAUGAGCAGGAUCAACACCCUUUACAAUGCCUGGCUUAGUGCCGUAGCUGAAGCCACCAGCAAUGCUCAGGACAUGAAGAACACCUUCAUUGACACCUUUGCCUAUGACCCUUCCAAGGACGUUGCAACACAAUUGAACUCGUGGUCCCUGAGCCAAGUCUUUGACGUGGUAGGCGGUCAGGCUUUUAGCGGACUCUCGCGAAUCAUUGGCGAAAGCGAGGCAGCCGAAGGUGCCUAG